AUGGCUCUUGUGGUGGUGGUUCUGAUGAUGACGCUCAUCGCUACCUGCGCUUCCUUCUGGCUUCCGCUCACUGCUCCACUGCCGAUCACAGAGCCAUUCUACGCCUCGAAGCCUCCAAAGUCACCGCCGAUCACAGAGCUGCCACAGCUGCCGCUUCCACCUCCACCACCCACCUUGCAGCCACCACUCACGGCCUCCAAUGAGCCCUUCAAGGCCCUCAAGCACUCAAAGUCGGCUACAAAGUUGCCCCCAAAUCCGUCGUCUCCAUCGAUUGAGCUGCUGCCGAUUCAGCAGCCAACACAGCAGCUUCCACCACCCCCACCACACCUGGGGACUGUUCACAUGGGGGUUGACGCCGCCGACUCGCAGGCUACAUGUACUGCCCCUCCUCUUCUUCCGCUCUCUGCUCCAUCGCCGAUCCCAGAGCCAUUCGACCUCUCGAAGCCUCCAAAGUCACCGCCGAUCACAGAGCUGCCACAACUGCCGCUUCCACCUCCACCACCCACCUUCCUGUCACCAAUCACGGCCUCCAAUGAGCCCUUCAAGGCCCCCAAGCCCGCAAAGUCGGUUCCAAAGUUGCCCUCAAAGCCGCCGUCUCCAUCGAUUGAGCUGCCGCCGAUUGAGUUACCGCCGAUUCAGCUGCCACCGCAGCCGCUUGCACCACCCCCACCACCCCUGUGA
Molecule: messenger RNA, 681 nt
Organism: Zingiber officinale
Lineage: Eukaryota; Viridiplantae; Streptophyta; Magnoliopsida; Zingiberales; Zingiberaceae
Product: 36.4 kDa proline-rich protein-like
Exons: 3
Coding region: 1-681 (226 amino acids)
Source: RefSeq, a predicted model, not a curated record